Messenger RNA from Centrocercus urophasianus (Greater sage-grouse), 3099 nucleotides. Its product is annotated as hepatocyte nuclear factor 4-beta-like. Gene Ontology annotation, molecular function: nuclear receptor activity; zinc ion binding; RNA polymerase II cis-regulatory region sequence-specific DNA binding. Gene Ontology annotation, cellular component: nucleus. The record is from RefSeq and is a predicted model, not a curated record. The transcript is spliced from 12 exons. Gene Ontology annotation, biological process: positive regulation of transcription by RNA polymerase II; anatomical structure development; cell differentiation. NCBI's taxonomy places the organism in Eukaryota, Metazoa, Chordata, Aves, Galliformes, Phasianidae. The coding region runs from base 90 to 1544 and encodes 484 amino acids.
GAGGGGACUGCAAGCAAGAAGGAAAGGUUUCGUCCCUUCUCUGCUGGCAUGGGGAGGGGACUGUGGGCAGAGCUAGUUGACAAGUAAUAAUGAAGCUGUGUCAGUCCAUCAUGGACAUGGAUAUGCCAGAUUACGUCGACUCCUUGGAUUCCUCUUAUACCAUGCUAGAAUUUGAAAACCUUCGGGUUCUUCCAAACAACACUGAGGAGGCCAACGGGCGCUGUUCAAUGCCCGCAGAGACCAUCACAGCUGAAUCAGCCAACACCAACCUGCUCAACAAUGGCAUUGGCUCCCUUUGCUCCAUCUGCGGGGACCGGGCGACAGGCAAACACUACGGGGCAUCCAGCUGUGAUGGCUGCAAAGGCUUCUUCAGGAGGAGCGUCCGCAAGAACCAUGUCUAUUCCUGCAGGUUCAGCCGACAGUGUGUGAUAGACAAAGACAAGAGGAACCAGUGCAGGUACUGCAGGCUGAAGAAGUGCUUCAGAGCCGGCAUGAAGAAAGAAGCUUGUAGAGUUCUCAGACUGCAGUGCAUUGCAAAGAAAGAUGGAAAAGCGGUGCAGAAUGAGCGCGACAGGAUCAGCAUCCGUAGGAGCAGCUAUGAAGACAACGGCUCGCUGUCCAUCAGUGUGCUCACCCAGGCCGAGGCAAUGGCACAGCAGUAUUUGCCACUGAGCCCCGUUCACAGCGCUGAUAUAGCAAUGAAGAAAGUGGCCACCAUCAAUGAUGUGUGUGAGUCCAUGAAGCAGCAGCUGCUGGUGCUGGUGGAGUGGGCCAAGUACAUCCCUGCGUUCUGCGAGCUGCCGUUGGAUGACCAGGUUGCCUUGCUCAGAGCCCACGCGGGGGAACACCUUCUCCUUGGGGUAGCCAAGCGAUCCAUACCCUACACCGACUUUCUACUAUUAGGGAAUGACUUCAUCAUCCCAAUGCACUGUCCAGAGCUAGAAAUCGCUCGUGUGGCCACCAGGAUCUUAGAUGAACUGGUGAAGCCCUUGAGGGACAUCCAGAUCGAUGACAACGAGUACGCAUGCCUUAAAGCCAUCAUCUUCUUUGAUCCAGACUGCAAAGGCCUGAGUGAGCCAGGGAAGGUGAAGAACAUGCGUUUCCAGGUCCAGGUCAAUCUGGAGGACUACAUCAAUGACCGCCAAUACGAUUCCCGGGGCCGCUUCAGUGACAUUCUCCUGCUGCUGCCCCCACUGCAGAGCAUCACCUGGCAGAUGAUCGAGCAGGUCCAGUUCAUCAAGCUCUUUGGUGUGGCAAGGAUCGACAGCUUGCUGCAGGAGAUGCUGCUGGGAGGAACCACCAUUGAUGUCCAGUACCAGUCAGGACCUCCCAGUCUCAACCUGGACCCAUUGCCAGGACAUGUGCUCCCAGGCAACAUGAGCUCUGUGAUUCACGCUGUCCCAGACCCAUCUCCUGAACCAUCCCUUCCAUCUCCUUCUACAAGCACAGGCAGCGAAGACUAUAAACUAGGCUCUAGCGCAGGGCCAAGCGCCGUAGCACAGCUCUUACCUCAGACACUGAUACCCAAGCAGGAGAUUUUAUAGGGAGAGGUAGAAGGAGAAGCUGGGAGCAAUGUGGGAACCACGCAGAAUGUGAACCAGGUCCUUUCUUUUUGCAGAGGCAAAGCACAGCAAUCCCCUGCCUGCCACCGGACCUGGGGGUCACGCUCUUCCCUGUCAGUGAGUAAAGCAGAGGGCACCAAGCUGCAGCAGGAGCCACAGCACGAGUCAUCCCACAGCUCAUCCCACUGAUCUCACCCUCAUCUCACACGUGAUUGGGGUUAAUGCUCGUCUCGUAGGACCAAGACUGCGAGCUCUUCAGAGCAGGUCCUGAUUGCGUUUGGUAUCACUAAGCUCCCCGUGGUCAUAACCCUUUCAAAGCCCCUGGUUGCUAUCAUCAUAAAAAGAAACACCUGAUGCAGCUCCUGUUAAUUGGCAGUGAGUACAGCCUGCAUCGAAUCAUCAGUAUGGAAAGGUCUAUCCCCAUUAAAAAUGUAAUUACACUCUUAAUUCUCCCACUGCAAAUUAAGCUUUAGGAAGAAUAUCUUCCUAACUCUUUCAUCUUCAUCACCCUUCUAGAUGUGACUUGUUCCACACAGGCCAGCUAACCUUUACUGCUGCUCAGUUCUUAGUUGUGAUCAGGAAUGGCAAGGUCUCAACAUUUUGUCAUUUUCCAUACUUCACAAUGUAUCUGGAGUCCACCCACGAGUCAUUUGCAGCCUCUGCUUUAUUGGCAUAUCCAUCUAAUGCCACUCAGACAGCAGAAAGGAGCUCUGCAUCUGACUAUGGCAAAACCCACAAUGAGCAGCAAGCUCAAGAAACCACCUCUAACCAUGAUACUACUUAAAACAACCCCAACAGAUGACUACACAACCUCAAACGUUCCUGAAGCACAGUCACUGGCACUGUGUUUAUUUGCAUAAAUUGAACAUUACUAGAAAGCAGACUCCUGGAUUUCUAUAGAGCUUACGUUCCUUCCUGUAAAGCCCAAUGACCUUCACCAGUCAGCUCUCGAUGCAUUAAGAUGGACUUGGAUUGAAAAGCAGGGUGCAAUGGGGAAUUCUUUGUUCUUGCAUGGUGCAUUAAACUCAGCCCACGAGCACCGACCCCUGCCUGUCACAAUGCUGCGAUGACAGCGCCCAGCAAAGGCUUUGUGAGGCUUGUGAAGCACUCUGAGAUCCUCAGAUGGAGCACAUUACAGAAAUGCAAUCUCGCUGAAAAAGGAAGAGCAGCCGAACCUGCCCCCAAAGGGCGCUACUUUGUACUCAGGUUAUUUCUCACUGCUUGGGGAGACAUUUUAGAGUUACCAUUCUACAACAGACGUCUGAAAACCACUGAAGACUGGGUUGAUUUCACCCAGCAUCUUAGUGUUUUGUUUUACCAAUGCCUAUGACAAAUUUGACCUGAUAUUACGUGCUGAUGACUCUGAUUUGACACAGCUAUAGCUGGAGAACAAAUUCCACUGCAAGCAUUCCUGCUGCGUCCAUUCUUGUGUAACAUCGCUCCCAGUUCCUCCAUCGUGUAAAUGACAUGCUUUUCUAAAAAUUAAAUAUACAUUUAUACUCAUUAAUGGUAAGAAAAUAAAUCUAGUGGAAAUAAA